This is a messenger RNA of Pseudozyma flocculosa PF-1, 1425 nucleotides long. RefSeq lists its product as uncharacterized. The coding region runs from base 1 to 1425 and encodes 474 amino acids. The transcript is spliced from 2 exons. NCBI's taxonomy places the organism in Eukaryota, Fungi, Basidiomycota, Ustilaginomycetes, Ustilaginales, Ustilaginaceae. The record is from RefSeq and is a predicted model, not a curated record.
AUGGGAGACCACAAAGGCCUACACCUCCGUUCCGGCUCGACGGUCGCUCGGGCCCCUUCGGCUCAACUUCGCCUGGACCCAGCUGCCACCUCGGAACAAGAGGACGCCGCUUCCGGCGACGCCGCUUCGACGCACAGCGACCGCCAUUCCGACAGGGGGUCUGCCUUCACCGAGACCCCGCAAUCCGCUCCCUCGGCGCGCCCAACAGCGGCCAAUGCGGAGCUCAGCGCCAUGGCCGCCCUGGCCACCAACGCGUCUGCCAUGAUGGAGGAAGUACGCCGUCUAAUGGCCAACUACAACCGCAUGGUGGAGGGCGCUCACACCGCUCCCUUUGAGACUGCCACCGCCGCGCGGGAAGCGCCCCACGCCGGAAGGAUGACAUCCCAAGAGCGUUACGAGGCCGCCACUGCCCGCAUGCAUGCGGGCGUCACGGACAGGGGCCUUCGCGCGGCGUCGGAGACGCUCUCCGGCGUACCCGACCACGGCCCGCACGCCAGGGCCACCUCGGGAACCCCUGGCUCGGCUGCCCCCGAAGUGCCGGCCUGGCGCCCCGACGCCAAGGAGAGCGAGAUCCGCAUCUCGCCCCCUUCGUGGGAUGGCGAGAAGACCGAUCUGGAGGAGUUCCUUGACAAGUGCUCCAUGUACUUUGACAUGAACCCCCAGCGUUUCCGCGACCAUCGCCUGCGCGUUACCUGGGCCAUGUCUUGCAUCACGGGCACUCUGGGCGCCCGUCUGCGAAACAUCCGCAACUCGGAGGCGCACCCCUCUUGGCUCGACGAUUGGCCAGCCUUCUGCGACAACCUCCGCCGCCUCCACGGCGAUCCGGACCCAAAGAGGACCGCUCGCAUCAAGCUCAACCGGCUCUACCAGAAGGACUCCGUGGCGGCGUAUGCCGCCGAGUUCCAAGCCCUUGCCACGCAGGCCGGUGCCCACGACGACCAGCAACUCCUGGCCGCGUUCGAAGAAGGCCUCAAGGAAAAUAUCAGGCUUGAGAUGCUACACGCGGCCACCACCGGCCUCACGGACUUCAUGGACGCCGCGUCUGGCGCAACGCGCGGCCAUCAGGCCAGCGCAACCGCUGUUCGACCCCCCACGGGCCCGCCGGUGCCGCCCAAAGACAGUAGGCCCCCCAUCCCGGACAACAUACGCAAGUACCGGAUGGAAAACCGCCUGUGCUACACCUGCGGCGGACGCCACCUGGCGCGAGACUGUCCAAAAGCGGAGGAAGGGCGCGGUAUUCGUGCAAACGCGGCCAUGCUUGACGAGGAUGGCAUCUUUCUCCUUGGGCCCGCAGAGGACACCGUCGAAGCGUGGGACGCACCCCGCGCGGACAAGGAAGGCCACGACGGCGACGCCGAAGAGGUGGACCCGGCGUCUAUGGUGUUCGACGACACCUCGGGAAAUGGUACGCCGGCCUGGGCCUAG